CUCGCAGGAUCGAGCGAACCACCGAUUAACCGAGCAACAAUGGCUUUCAAGUUCGUCGCUUUUGUCGCCCUCGUGGCCGUCGCCAACGCCGGCAUUAUCGCACCCGGCGCUCCUCUGGCCUACGCGCCCGUCGCCAAGGCCGUCGACGCAGACUACGACCCGCAUCCCCAGUACAGCUACGCCUACGACGUGCACGACAGUCUGACCGGCGACGCCAAGAGCCAGCAGGAAGUCCGCGACGGAGACGUCGUUCAGGGCAGCUACUCCCUCUUGGAAGCCGACGGCACCAAGCGCAUCGUCGACUACACCGCCGACCCGGUCAACGGAUUCAACGCCGUGGUGCGCAAGGAACCCGCCGCGGUCGCCGUGAAGGCCGUCGCCCCCAUCGCACAGGCUGCACCCCUCGCUUACGCCGCUCCAGUGGCCAAGUUCGCCACCCCCGUAGCCCACGCCGCUCCCCUCGCCUACGCCGCCCAUGCCGCGCCUCUCGCCUACACCACCUCCGUGGCCCAUGCAGCUCCUCUCGCCUACGCCGCCCCCGUGGCUAAGUUCGCCGCCGCUCCCGCUCUCGCUUACAGCACGCCGUUCGCCAAGGUCGCCGCUGCCCCGCUCGCGUACGCCACGCAGUACGCCACGCCGUACACCACGCAGUUCGCCAAGGUCGCUGCCGCGCCCGCCUACUCCUACGCCGCCCCCGCUGCCUACCUCCACUGAGCUGUGACCUGAUCGCCACUUAGGAAUGAUUCUUGUCGAAUAAAUCUCAUUUUUCUUAGCAAGUAUACAAAUCGCAUAAAAUCAUCUUCGCCUGUCUUUGAUACCACUUUGGCAAUUAAACUGAUUCGGCGAAAGCUUAGAUUCAAAUUGCUAUCGCGCUUCUGAAGAAAAUAGCAACAAAUAAUUAUAGUUUCUUUUAAACGUAGAAAAACAGAGGGAAGGAAAUUAUGCGCAUCUACCUUCGAUGCGUACAGUUCUUUCACUUAUUCAGAAUAGAAUUUCAAGUAAUUAUAUUUAAAGUGUUAGAAUAAUGAUUAGAAUUUUUGUAUCGAAUAGUUUUUCAUUCAUGUGCGAGAUUACUGAAAACGCGAAGUAAAACAAGUGUUCAUUUCCUCAUUAAAAUGAAUCAUCCAACCAUCAUGUACAAUAAAAACUGUAUCGU
This is a messenger RNA of Linepithema humile (Argentine ant), 1156 nucleotides long. Its product is annotated as larval cuticle protein A3A. Gene Ontology annotation, cellular component: extracellular matrix. Lineage: Eukaryota; Metazoa; Arthropoda; Insecta; Hymenoptera; Formicidae. The record is from RefSeq and is a predicted model, not a curated record.